AUGUCCACGAAACCUUUCUAGCGUGAACUAAAAUGCAAAUCGGCAGGAUCUGCCCAUAUGCGAAUCAUUUGGCCUCAAACUCCAUCCAUUUGCGAUGUCCAUAGCAUCGGACAGGACAGUGUUCCUCUGACUGCAUGGAUGAAGGACAUAAUCAAAUAGCGCCCUCGUUCAACAUAGACUUAUCCACAACCCUAAUUUCCCUCACAGGAUAUCUUUGUUGUGAACAUAUUGGAGACCAAAGAAUUGGGGGUGCGACAAACUGGCUCUUACCAGUCGUCGCGCUGAGCAAACGACUUCACUCGAUAUACGUAAUCCGCCUUUUCAAAGGCCAUUGGGCUGUUUUCUUCGUUCUAUCGUCCUUCAUUUCCCAAGCCGUCGUACUUUGCAGCAACAGUGCUAUACAGGUAUACCAGCACAACUGCUUCUUCCGAUCAUUUUCACGAUCGGGAGCAGCAUCUCUGCAUGAUCUUUCCGUCAAAAUGAGCGUGCUUGUUUAUCUUCUCUGGAUUGGAUACUCCUCAUUCUGGUGAAGGACGUUGGGGUUUUCUAUACCCUUGGAUACAUCGCAGCUGCCCUUGCUGUCCAAGUACUUGUGGCGGAACGUUUUCUGGAACGGUAUUGCAGAAAAUGUGUCUCACGUGCAUUCGACCACUCCCAUGUGUUCCCCUCUAAAUGGACGGUCAACUCGGGGUUCUUCCCCAAGGAAAUGUCUCGUCAAAGCCGUUCGCCAAUGUCUUUCUCAUUGGCACCCAAGUCCUCUUUG
Cantharellus anzutake is the source of this 763-nucleotide messenger RNA. RefSeq lists its product as uncharacterized. Bases 135 to 530 code for a protein of 131 amino acids. The record is from RefSeq and is a predicted model, not a curated record. The transcript has 2 exons. Gene Ontology annotation, molecular function: mannosyltransferase activity. NCBI's taxonomy places the organism in Eukaryota, Fungi, Basidiomycota, Agaricomycetes, Cantharellales, Hydnaceae.